Pieris rapae (cabbage white) is the source of this 2557-nucleotide messenger RNA. It is a transcript of the gene grsm, whose product is annotated as probable aminopeptidase NPEPL1. Gene Ontology annotation, molecular function: manganese ion binding; metalloaminopeptidase activity. The record is from RefSeq and is a predicted model, not a curated record. NCBI's taxonomy places the organism in Eukaryota, Metazoa, Arthropoda, Insecta, Lepidoptera, Pieridae. Gene Ontology annotation, cellular component: cytoplasm. Gene Ontology annotation, biological process: proteolysis. The coding region runs from base 238 to 1803 and encodes 521 amino acids. The transcript is spliced from 12 exons.
GUAAAUCGUCAGAUGACAAUUACGAACUACGAAGUCAUUCGACAUCUGUGUUAAUUUACGAUUUUAUAGAAUUACGAAGCAAAAAUUAAUAAAUUGAAAAAUGUUUUGAUGCCAAUAUUCAAAACAACUAUAGCAUAAUAUCAAAAUUGUAUAUUACAAAGAAUAUAUUUGUAUUUUUAAAUUUAUAUGGUGCUAGAUUAAAAAGAACGCUAGGUAGGCCGUGUUUCGGUUUGCAGAAUGUCAUCAAUAAAGUUUCGUUGGGGUUUGAGUGCUUCAGAGCCUGAACAGACACCUGUCUUAUUUGUGGGGCAGCCAGCUCAUCUUUCAGCAUUGUCCUGGCAGGAUGUAAGGUGCAAGCUUGAGUCAAGAGUAACUGAAGAGGUAUGGCGUCGUGGUCUUUCUGUGACAUCAGCUGGUGAUGUCUCAGAGUUAUGGCCCCGUGGUGCUGCUGUUGGUGUACUACCUCCAAGACGUUCUAGGCACACUGCACCCUCAAGAAACUAUGCUUUGUCAAAAAUUGUCAAGUCAGCACUGCGUUCUGCUGCUGAAGAGUAUAUUGUUCUGGUAUGUCGCAAAAGAGAUGUAUUAGCCAGUGCCGUGGCCAUUGCCAGGUCAGUCCCUCUCUACUCGGCUCGGUCUGGCUCUGCUCCACUGAACUCCAAUCAGCCUGCCCGACCAGCUAACACAAAUCUCACUGUUGAGAUAUUCAUAGUUAAUCAUGAAGGUGACUCGGAAGACGAAGGUACCAAUGAGCAAGCCCUAACAGAUGGGACCCUGUCCAAUGAAGAGCUUGGCACUAUACAGGAUGUAGCUGAUUCUGUUCGUCUUGCUGCAAGAAUUACAGACACGCCCGCUAACAUUAUGGAUGUGGACGCUUUUGUUGAGGAAGCCUGUAAAGUAGCCAAGAAACUAGAUAUAGCAGAACCAACAGUUAUACGUGGCGAGGCACUGGCUGAACGAGGAAUGGGUGGCAUCUAUGGAGUCGGCAAGGCUUCCACUAAGCCUCCAGCACUGGUUUCCUUGUCUUACAUGGCCCCUGGAGCCACAGAGACUGUGGCCUGGGUUGGCAAGGGCAUUGUUUAUGACACCGGUGGUCUCAGCAUCAAAGCCAGGGCUUCAAUGGUGGGCAUGAAAGGUGAUUGCGGUGGGGCAGCAGCGGUGUUAGGUGCCUUUGCAGCUGUAGUUAGAGCUAAACCCACCAUCAACUUACAUGCUGUCUUGUGUAUUGCCGAAAACUCUGUUGGGCCCAAUGCUACUAGGCCAGACGACAUUCACCAGUUGUACUCUGGUCGCACUGUGGAAAUCAACAAUACAGAUGCGGAAGGUCGUCUGGUACUAAGUGACGGUGUGGUCUACGCCCGUCGGGAUUUGAAAGCCGACACCAUUGUUGAUGUGGCUACACUCACCGGGGCACAGGGCACAGCUACCGGCAAAUACCACGCAGCGAUUAUAUCGAACACAGCCAGCCUGGAGCGGGCCUGUGUAUCCGCUGGACUGAGAUCUGGUGACCUCACACAUGCUCUUCCUUUUGCGCCAGAGCUGCACUUCACAGAGUUCUGCAGCCACGUGGCCGACAUGAAGAAUAGUGUUGCGGAUAGAAACAACGCGCAGCCAUCUUGUGCUGGUCUCUUCAUUUUGGCACAUUUAGGCUUCGAUUUCCCCGGACAAUGGCUGCAUGUGGAUAUGGCUGCGCCUGCGCACAUUGGUGAACGAGCAACGGGUUAUGGAGUGUCCCUACUGUCCGUGCUAUUCGGGAAAUAUACAAAUAGCCGUCUUCUCAAAGCUCUCAGUCCAUUACGCUAGAUUGUCUAUGGAUUUACAAUUUUACACUAUUUUUAUCAUGUUUUUCAAUAGUGGAUUUUAUUUUUAAUGCAAAAUAAUACAUUUAUAUACAAGUUGGGGGUUUGCGGUAAGAGAAAAUUAUUAUUAUACUUACGAGAAUAUGGCGGUUUUAAUUGUCGGUUAAAAAAAAGUUUUUUUAUACCAUCGUCUUAAACGAGUUUUUUUUUAUAUUUUAUAAUGAUAAUUUUCUUACCCCAAUUGUCAAAGUACAAUAAAUAUGGUUCUAUGUAUUCUAGAAUGUGCACUUUCACUGAAAAUUUCCUAGCCAAUUCAAUAAUUAAAUGUAAUAUCGCCACAACGGCUGAAUAGAUCUGAAUGAAAUAUUAGUAAAAAUAAAAUACGUUUUUAACGUACCAAAGUCAUACUUAAUGCUGUCACGUUUCGGAAUAUAGGCCCCAGUGAUUAUAUAGAAGUUUUUCAUAUUCUUUGCACUUACUUAAGUAUAGGAUAAGCAUUUAUAAAAUAUUUUUUAUAAGUAAGUUUUUAUUUCUUUUUUUUUUAGAAAAAAAGAAAAACAAAGACAUUUUUUUCAUACCAAUGGUAUUUAUGGCAAAAGCUAGCAUUCACUUCCUAGUAUUUUUGUCAAGCUUUGAUUUUAUUUAGUAUUUUUUAUAAUUAAUCUUUAUUAAUAUUAUUUAAGAAAAAUCACUAAUAUACCUCAUAAAACUUUAAUAAAUGCAGCAAUAAAAAAAUCGUUGUUUUCGGAUUAAAUCAC